Molecule: messenger RNA, 1715 nt
Organism: Rattus rattus (black rat)
Lineage: Eukaryota; Metazoa; Chordata; Mammalia; Rodentia; Muridae
Gene: Ftsj1
Product: FtsJ RNA 2'-O-methyltransferase 1
Exons: 13
Coding region: 319-1299 (326 amino acids)
Biological process (GO): tRNA methylation; cytoplasmic translation
Cellular component (GO): cytoplasm
Molecular function (GO): tRNA methyltransferase activity
Source: RefSeq, a predicted model, not a curated record
AACAUUAUUGGUCAAACAACGUCAGUUGCAUUCUGGGAACUGAAGUUCCUGUGACCCGGAUAUGUCGACACAAGAUAACGAAACUAACGUCUUACGUUGUGCUCUGAUCUGAACCUCCUUGGAACUGAACUAUUUCACAAAGCAAACUUUACCACGUUGUGACAGCCUCUAGGCGUGUGCAAUAGGCCUUCGGGUCAUCUCCGAACACCAACUAUAUAGUCCUAUCUUUAACCAUCAGUUUGCACACUCUUCUUUCAGCCACCCUCUGUAUCCAAGAGGUGAGGACAGCGUCAGCUCCCUACCUACGAGCAAACUGAGAUGGGACGGACAUCUAAGGAUAAACGGGAUGUCUACUACCGCCUGGCCAAGGAGAAGGGCUGGCGGGCCCGAAGUGCUUUCAAGCUACUUCAACUUGAUGAGGAAUUCCAACUCUUCAAAGGUGUGAAGCGAGCAGUUGACUUGUGUGCAGCCCCAGGCAGCUGGAGCCAGGUGCUGAGCCAGAAGGUUGGGGGCCACAGUUCUGGUCAGGUGGUGGCUGUGGACUUGCAGGCUAUGGCUCCACUCCCAGGUGUGAUACAGAUACAGGGUGACAUCACUCAGCUCUCCACUGCCAAGGAGAUCAUCCAGCACUUUGAGGGCUGCCCUGCCGACCUAGUAGUGUGUGACGGGGCUCCUGAUGUCACUGGCCUCCAUGAUGUAGAUGAGUACAUGCAGGCCCAGCUUCUGCUUGCCGCUCUUAACAUUGCUACUCAUGUCUUGAAGCCAGGGGGCUGCUUUGUGGCCAAGAUAUUCCGAGGCCGGGAUGUGACCCUGCUCUGCAGCCAACUACGCAUCUUCUUCUCCAGUGUGCUGUGUGCUAAGCCUAAGAGUAGCCGGAACUCCAGCAUUGAGGCCUUUGCUGUGUGUCAGGGUUAUGACCCUCCUGAGGGCUUCAUUCCAGAUCUGACCAGACCCCUGAUGAACCACUCAUACGAGACAGAUUUCAAGCAGCUGCAUGGUCCCGCCCGUGUUAUUGUGCCCUUCGUGACCUGUGGGGACCUCAGCGCCUACGAUUCGGACCGUACUUACUCUCUGGAUCUAGACAAUGGCUCUGAGUACAAAUAUACUCCACCCACACAGCCCCCCAUUGCACCUCCAUACCAGGAAGCCUGCAGGUUGAAGAAGAAUGGACAGCUAGCCAAGGAAUUCCUCCCCCAGGAAUGCUCCAUUGACAGAGUAGACAAGUUGCCUCAGCCUCUGGCUAUCCAUACCCUGCCAGCCCCCAAGGUGGAAGACAAUGAAAUUAAUUGUUCAUCUUAACACAUUAAGAAUGGCUCCCGCAAAGAAGGGUGGCGAGAAGAAGGGCCGUUCUGCCAUUAACGAGGUGGUGACCCGAGAAUACACCAUCAGCAUUCACAAGCGCAUCCAUGGAGUGACUUCAAGAAGCGUGCUCCUUGGGCGCUCAAAGAAAUUCGGAAAUUUCCCAAGAAGGAGAUGGGGACUCCAGAUGUGCGCAUAGACACCAGGCUCAAUAAAGCCGUCUGGGCCAAAGGAAUAAGGAAUGUUCCGUACCACAUCCGAGUAUGUUUGUCCAGAAAGCGUAAUGAGGAUGAGGAUUCACCAAACAAGCUCUACACACUGGUAACUUACAUGCCUGUUACCACAUUCAAAAAUCUACAGACGGUCAAUGUGGAUGAGAACUAACUGCUGAAUGUCAAAUAAAGUUACAGAACUGC